Messenger RNA from Phacochoerus africanus (Common warthog), 1647 nucleotides. RefSeq names its product tryptophan 2,3-dioxygenase (gene TDO2). Lineage: Eukaryota; Metazoa; Chordata; Mammalia; Artiodactyla; Suidae. The transcript is spliced from 12 exons. The record is from RefSeq and is a predicted model, not a curated record. Bases 38 to 1258 code for a protein of 406 amino acids. Gene Ontology annotation, molecular function: heme binding; metal ion binding; L-tryptophan 2,3-dioxygenase activity.
UCAAGGCUCAGAGCUCUUCUGACAGAACGUUUUCACCAUGAGUGGGUGCCCAUUUUUAGGAAACAGCUUUGAAUAUGCUUUUGAAAAACUCUCUGUUGAAGGCAGUGAAGAAGACAAAUCACAAACCAGUGUGAAUAGAGCCAGUAAAGGAGGACUUAUCUAUGGAAAUUACCUGCAAUUGGAAAAAGUUUUGAAUGCACAGGAACUUCAAAGUGAAAUAAAAGGAAAUAAAAUCCAUGAUGAACAUCUUUUCAUUAUAACUCAUCAAGCUUAUGAACUCUGGUUUAAGCAAAUCCUCUGGGAAUUAGAUUCUGUUCGAGAAAUUUUUCAGAAUGGCCAUGUCAGGGAUGAAAGGAAUAUGCUGAAGGUUGUAACUCGAAUGCACCGAGUGGUGGUGAUCCUCAAACUGUUGGUCCAGCAGUUUUCUGUUCUGGAGACCAUGACAGCCUUAGAUUUCAACGACUUCAGAGAGUACUUGUCCCCGGCAUCAGGCUUCCAGAGUUUGCAGUUCCGAUUAUUAGAAAACAAGAUAGGUGUUCUUCAGAGCUUGAGAGUCCCCUACAACAGGAGACAUUACCGAGAUACCUUCAAAGGAAAAGACAAUGAACUUCUACUCAAGUCGGAGCAAGAGAGGACACUGCUACAGCUGGUGGAGGCAUGGCUGGAAAGAACUCCAGGUUUAGAGCCACAUGGAUUUAACUUCUGGGGGAAGCUUGAAAAAAACAUUGUCAAAGGCCUGGAAGAAGAAUUCAUAAGGCUUCAGGCUAAGGAAGAGUCAGAGGAAAAAGAGGAACAGAUGGCUGAGUUUCAGAAACAGAAAAAGGUGUUACUGUCCUUAUUUGAUGAGAAACGCCAUGAACAUCUUCUUAGUAAAGGAGAGAGACGGCUCUCAUACAGAGCACUUCAGGGAGCCUUGAUGAUAUAUUUUUACAGGGAAGAGCCCAGGUUCCAGGUUCCUUUCCAGCUGCUGACUUUCCUCAUGGACAUAGACACAUUGAUGACCAAGUGGAGAUAUAAUCAUGUGUGCAUGGUGCACAGGAUGCUGGGCAGCAAGGCUGGCACCGGUGGGUCUUCAGGUUACCAGUAUCUGCGCUCAACAGUGAGUGACAGGUACAAGGUAUUUGUAGACUUAUUUAACCUCUCAACAUAUCUGGUUCCCCGACACUGGAUACCGAAGAUGAACCCAAUUAUUCAUAAGUUCCUUUACACGGCUGAGUACUGUGACAGCUCAUACUUCAGCAGUGAUGAAUCAGAUUAAAAUCAUCUGCAAAUAUCUAUAAAGAACAUUGAUUUCUCUGUCUGCAGUUCCUUUUUUUUUAAUUUGCUAUGAAUUUUCCUGAAUAUACAGUCCUACUAUAAUAUAUGUAUAUACAUAGUUAAGCACUAUGGCACUGAUUCAAUCUCAGAAAUAAUUUUCUUACUUCAUGUUUGUGAUGACAUCAGAUUAAACAUUAAGAUAAGAGAUUAGUUCAGUUAAAUCGUACCAUUAUCAUAUGGUGUUUUCCUAUUAAAAACUUAAUGUUCCUGGGACCUAUCUGAAUAUAACCAUUUAACAUAAUAACUAUCUCAUUGUCUCAUACUUUAUAAGCUUGUAAAUUUCAGCUAUUUCAAAUAUUGUAUGCAACAAAAUGUAUCAUUCUGUACAAA